GUUUGUCGGGGGCGGUGCCGUACGUCAACGGAAACAGGAAGAGGAUGAAUGAAACAACCGUCGAAAUGUUGUAACCUGUAACACCUCCAUGAAGCUGGUACGAGAUGCCCCACAUUUACCAUAAAAUGCGACGGUUUGACUUCUCCCUCCUCCGCCACACCUCUUCCCUUCCCUCCUCAUUCAGUGUCCCCACAGUCACCAGGACAUGCUGCCUCCACCAAAGGGUCUUCACUGGUGCCCACACCUGUUAUAAGAGCCCCAUCCCGGGUCACAGCUGCCAGCACAGGAGGGGUGUGAGCACAGCCCUCAGGCAGCACAUACAGGACCUGAGUGGGCCUGAGCAGAGACUGUUGAAUAAACUGUACGAAGGGCUGAUCGGAGGACAGCGGGCGUCCCUGGCUGAGUCCAUCACUUUGGUGGAGACCCAGCAUGCCAGGAAAAAAGAGCUGGCCCAGGUGCUGCUGCAGAGGGUGCUGGCCUACAGGAGGGAGCAGGAGAGUCGUAAUGGAGGGAAGCCGAUGGCCUUCAGAGUAGGUCUGUCCGGUCCUCCAGGAGCCGGGAAGUCGUCCUUCAUCGAGGUGGUGGGGAAGAUGUUGACAGGACGUGGACACAAAGUUUCAGUGCUGGCUGUUGACCCAUCGUCCUGCACUACAGGAGGGUCUCUGAUGGGUGAUAAGACUCGUAUGACUGAGCUCUCGAGGGACAUGGAUGCUUUUAUCAGACCAUCUCCGGCCUCAGGAACACUUGGUGGAGUCACCAGAACAACUAAUGAGGCCAUUGUUCUCUGUGAGGGCGCGGGAUAUGACAUUGUCCUUGUAGAGACUGUAGGUGUGGGCCAGUCAGAGUUUGCAGUGGCGGACAUGGUUGACAUGUUUGUGCUUCUGAUUCCACCAGCAGGGGGCGACGAACUUCAGGGUAUCAAGAGAGGCAUCAUUGAGAGGGCCGACUUGGUGGUGGUGACCAAGUCGGAUGGAGACCUGGUCGUGCCAGCUAGGAGGAUCCAGACUGAAUACACCAGUGCACUCAAGCUGCUCAGGAGACAGUCCAAGUCCUGGAACCCUAAGGUGGUGCGUGCGUCCUCACACACCGGUGAGGGCAUCCCAGAGGUCUGGGCCAGGAUGGAGUCGUACCGGGAUGCCAUGUUAGCGAGCGGUGAGUUGCAGGGCCGGCGGAGGGCCCAGCAGAAGGUUUGGAUGUGGAGUUUGAUCCAGGAGAACGUCCUCUGCUAUUUCCAGAAUCACCCCAGUGUCAGAGAGGCUCUACCCCACCUAGAGGAGAGGGUCACCAAAGGAGCCAUCUCCCCAGGCCUGGCUGCUGACCUGCUUCUCAAAGCCUUCUCAUCAUCAUUGUAAUCAGUGGGACUGCACUUUGGGAGAAGGAUGAAUGCGUCAUGGCUGAUCAGGGCCACUCAGUGCCAAGGAAAGUCAGGACAGAGUGAGAAUAUGUGACCUUGACUCUGUGGUUUGCACAAAAAGAAGCAGCCUUGCUCCUUUUACACUUCAUUUGAAAUUUAAAACACCUAAGAUAGAAGUCACCCCUCCAUAGAAACUUCAGUUUCUGCAUGCUUUAAUCCAAAUCAGGAGAGGGCUGAGAGUGCUGACAGUUGCCACUUCUCGCCUACAGCUUCAAGACACAUCCACAUUUGGACAGUGGAUGGCAAAAUGAAAAUUUCAAUUGUGUUUAACAGUGCUGUGAGAUAUGAAACAGGCCAACAGCCUGGUUUUCUAAAGCGGAUACUGGGAUUGUCUUCUUGGACAAGAACACUACAGACCCUUGUAAACCAUUUUUAUGAGUAGUACAAAACAUACAGAGGAUUGUAAAGGCCAUGUUGUUAUGUUUGGAGAGUAGUUUGCACAAUACCCAUCACUUUUACGAACAGGGUCCUUAAAUGGUGAAGCUGUGACUUGUUCAUGCCAUAAAUAUCAACAUGACUAAUACUGUGGAAGUAUAAUCUGUGAUAAGCUGUUUUUCUUGCCCACCCUCCUCAUACAGUGAUAAAUAAUACACACUAUUUGUAACCCCAAAAGAAAAGUGUUAAUAACAGGAUCAGGCUUAGAGAAAUGGGAUUUGUUAUGGUCACUUGAUUCUCUUGUUGAACGGCCAUGAACAUUGCUCUAAUAACAAACUUAUAAAAGCAACUGGACUGGACAAAAUGUGUUUUAUUCACUAUUUUUGUUUCUUGAAUUUAUAUUAAAAGAAUGCUGUGAAUCGUAAAUGGAUAAGUGAAUAACAUUAAAUCUGUCAGUACAGUUGGCCGA
Molecule: messenger RNA, 2258 nt
Organism: Siniperca chuatsi (mandarin fish)
Lineage: Eukaryota; Metazoa; Chordata; Actinopteri; Centrarchiformes; Sinipercidae
Gene: mmaa
Product: metabolism of cobalamin associated A
Exons: 7
Coding region: 105-1352 (415 amino acids)
Cellular component (GO): cytoplasm
Molecular function (GO): GTP binding; GTPase activity
Source: RefSeq, a predicted model, not a curated record